Molecule: messenger RNA, 2828 nt
Organism: Cygnus atratus (black swan)
Lineage: Eukaryota; Metazoa; Chordata; Aves; Anseriformes; Anatidae
Gene: UBE3D
Product: ubiquitin protein ligase E3D
Exons: 11
Coding region: 45-1286 (413 amino acids)
Biological process (GO): protein autoubiquitination; protein monoubiquitination; protein polyubiquitination
Cellular component (GO): nucleus; ubiquitin ligase complex; cytosol
Molecular function (GO): ubiquitin conjugating enzyme binding; ubiquitin protein ligase activity; cyclin binding
Source: RefSeq, a predicted model, not a curated record
CGGACGGGCGGCCGCUUCCUGCAGGAUUUAGGGGCGGCCGCGGCAUGGCGGGGCCGUUCCUGCUGGAGAUCCGGCGGGGGACGCAGAGCGCCUUGCUGCUCGUCCGCGAGGCCAGCCUAUGGAGCCUGCCGGCGGACAUCAGCCUGGCGCCGGCCCGGCUGGAGCUGCGGAGCGCCGGGGCCUGCGGGGCGCUGGAGCUGCCGCCAGGGGUCAGCCUGGCCCCGGGCUCCUGCCGCGGCCUGCGGCGCCUUCCCGGCGAGGGCCUGCACCUCCGGCUGCGGCUGCGGGCGGCGCCGGGCGGCGCGGAACUUGUUUAUAAUUUGAGGGAAAGCCUGAAACCCCAGAAGAAUUGCAUCUUUUACUGCCAGUCCUGUGGUGAUGUCAUAGUAAAAGAACGGAAAUUUCUCAGAGUUCUCCCUCUACCAAGUGAAAACUGGAGUGCUUUAGUUGAAGAGUGGUGUUGCCACCCUAACCCCUUUGCCAAAAGCACUUUGCACCCUCAGCGUGAUGACUGUUUUCUUGGAGACACUUUUUUUCUGUUGAAUUCAGGAAAUGAAUCGCAUGUGCCUGAACCUCCCAUAUGCUUCUCAGAGACUGGCCAUCAUGCUUCUCAGAAUGGCUCUACCUUGAAAUCAAAGGAAAAUACCAGAGUAUUUUGUAAGCGCUGCAAGACAAUGCUGGGAGAAACAAUAUCAUCAGAUACUAUUAAAUACUAUGUCACUGAGGUGAUUGUACAACCAUCUGAGGGAAGUUUCAAAACAAUACCAAGGUCUCAAUUUGUACAGAGCAUGGUUGCUCAGUGUCUUAUGGAAUUUUCCUCUGCUAAAAGCACAUUUAGAUUCACCAUAAAAGGGGAUGAUGGAAAGAUCUAUAUUCUGAUAUGGCUUUUAAAUUCUGACACAUUGCUGGUGGAGUCUUUAGGAAGUUCCUCUUCCCACAAUGUUUUUACGCUGUUUGGAGAUAUUUUCAUGCCUAACUCUGGACCAGUGGGGACCUGGAAUGCUGUCAAAGUUCUUUACCAGCCAUGCAUUAAGAGCAGGAAUAAAGACCUUGCUGAUGCAUGGGAAAAUGAUUUUGGAGUUCAUCCCUUAAAAUUUCCAUCAGAAACUUGUCUGGAAUUAUUGCUGAUACUGGGAUUGAGUACUACCUCUCUGCCCCCUUCACUUCAGUGCAUGAACUCUUUUCAGAUUCUUCACUGUGGUUUACAUCACUGGAGCAGCCUGGAAGAAAGGAGCAGCAGUAGACUACGGUACACAGCUCUCAGUUUAAAGGGGUGGCCUUUUUGAAAAUGUGAAGAACUCAGAUAACUAUGUUGAAAACUGUUCUCAAAUCCACAUCCAGCACAAAUGUGCAGAUAACGUCCAAUGGUGUGACUUCUAGAAAAAAAAAUCCACCAGAAAUAUAAACCUAAAUGGCAAGUGGGGUAUUGCUCUUCAUAUCUGGAUGCAUUUCAAAACUGAAAACAGAGAGAGUUAACUUUUACAUCCAGUACGUUCUUAGAUGGCAUUCUAAGAGUGACUUACGUGUUACAUCCAGCUGGGAUCACUGUUACGAUCUAUUCAUAGCCAUAAGGGAAUUGUCUAAGUACUUAAUACUAACUUUAUUGGACAGUGUAGUGACCCGUAUGUCCUAAGAAAACUGGUAUCAAAGAGAGAUCCUAAAAUAUUUAAUGUUUUGGAUGCCAAAGUAAGCUCUUUCUUUGUUCUGGUAGAGUUAGAGGUCCAUAAAUACAAAAUAUAAAAUCAGAUCUUUUUUGUCAAACUUGUAUGUGUAUCACGUGUAUUGUUUCCACAUUAAUGUUUACCUUUCUUCUUGAGAGAGAAGUUUUCAUAUUGCUACACCUCAUAAGAAUUUUGUGAAAUUGAUAAUAUUUUGGAGCAUCAAGGUUUUAUGUUUCUUUGGAAUAAUUACCCCUUCAACUUCAAACAAGAUUAUAUACCUGAGGGCUGGCUUUGCAGAAACUGCCGGAAAUGAAAGAUACUUGUAGCAAGUCAGUACAGCUUCCCUAAAUUGUCUUUCUCUGCUGUGAAUACUUACCUGCCUUUCACAGGAGUGACAGUGCAUUUGCACAGAACACAGAAUCUGUUACCGUUUGGGGUUUUAGAAUGGAUUGUUCACUUGUUAGUUGACAGCAAUAAUUUUCCCCAUCCCUUGUCCAGCGGUACUAGUGCAUGGGCUAAGGAGAGGAAAAGAUGCCUCCUGGCAUUUUUGCCUGAAUUUCUGCUUUUUGGGAUGGACUGUUUUUAAGCUAGGCGGAGGUGCUCCUUUAGUGUCAACCAGUUUUCUUGUUUGGCAAAUCAGAGUCAAGUACUGGAAUAGUGCAUCUGACCUAGUGCAACAAAUCCUGUGUUUUCAACAUGUAUAGAAAAAGGUAUCCAAAAAGAAAAAAAGAGAACCUGUUUACAUGGGCUGGCUUUUUCAAAGCCCAUCUUUAAACCCUCAAAAUAAAAAGAUGCUACCUUUUUGGAAAACAGUCGUAUUUCAGGAGAACCAGUUCUGGAGGGAGUAUUCUUAAAGGAGUUCUUUGAAAAUUCCAGAAUUUUGAAGAAAAUGAACACACCCUUUACCCACUUCAUGAUGAAAUAAUCAUAACGUAGGAAGUGAUCCUUCAAAGUAUUGGACACCUUCUCUGAGCUUUACAUAUCCAAGGACAAAUAGCUGAGGCCUCUCAGCACCUAGUCUGGAUAUCAUCUUGUUUUUCAGUUAUUAUUUUAGUUUUCAAUGUUCAAGUAAGAACAAAAAUAUUUUGUAUUCAGGAACUCAAUUAUCCAGCUCCAAGAUAUUUUGUCUAUGCACCAAUGUUUAGUCAUUUUAUAAAUAAAAUAUAU